AUAUAUAGCAGCACUGAAACAAAAGCAAGCAACUGAAUCCUCCUGUGAGAACAAACAAAACAGAAGAGGAAAUUCAGAUCAUCCAAUUUUAGAAAAUGGGUUGCCGCAUACUCGUCCUCCUCCUGGGGACUUUCUUCCUUGAUGGCCUUCUCCUCUCCAUGGGUGCUAACGUCCACCACUAUAGCUUCAUUCUGAAGGAGACCAACUUUACAAGACUCUGUUUCACAAAGCCGAUGCUCACUGUAAAUGAGUCGUUCCCAGGGCCAACCAUUCAUGUUCGCAAAGGAGAUAGAGCUUUUGUUAAUGUCCACAACAAUGGCAAAUAUGGUGUCACCAUUCACUGGCAUGGAGUGAAGCAACCGCAUAAUCCAUGGUCAGAUGGUCCAGAAAAUAUCACUCAGUGUCCGAUUCAACCAGGAAAGAAUUUCACUUAUGAGGUCAUAUUCUCAGAUGAAGAAGGCACGCUAUGGUGGCAUGCACAUAGCGACUGGUCACGUGCCACAGUUCACGGCCACAUUGUUAUUUUACCUGAGAGAGGAAAAACCUAUCCAUUUUCCGAACCUUACGCCGAGCAUACAAUUUUUCUUGGAUCAUGGUUCGAUACAGACGUAAAGGAACUAAUUGAUGACGCCACGGCAACCGGAAGUGACCCAGAGGCGUCCACUGGAUUCACCAUCAAUGGCUGGCCAGGAGCUUUAUACAAUUGCUCCAAUGAAACUAUAUACACUCUUGGGGUUGAAUACGGCAAAACCUAUCUUCUUCGUCUAGUGAGCGGUGUUAUGAAUGAAGAAAUGUUCUUCGGAAUUGCCGGGCACAACUUCACAGUGGUGGCACAAGACGCAUCAUACUUAAAGCCAAUAGUCACAAGCUACAUAAUGAUAGCUCCAGGCCAAACCAUGGAUAUUCUACUAACGGCAGACCAGACCCCAAGUCACUAUUACAUUGCUGCCAGCCCAUUUUUCGACUCAAAUGCUCCCUUCGACAACACGACCACCACAGCCAUCCUCCGGUACACGAACGUAACUUCCGCUCCGUCGACUAUUCCCAUGCCUUCACUUCCUUUUGUAACAGACAAACAAGCUGUAGACAACUUCACAGCUCAGUUAAGGGCCUUGGCAAGCAAGGAACAUCCUAUCAGUGUGCCCAAAAAAUUUACCGAAAGAAUCAUAAUCUCAGUCUCUGUGAACCAACUACCUUGUGAGGCUAAUGUCACCUGCGGGGGUCCGAACGGUAACAUGCUGGCUGCUAGCCUGAACAAUAUCAGCUUCUCUACCCCCACUACUGACAUACUGCAAGCAUACUAUAGGAACUUAAAUGAUACCUACGAAGACGAUUUUCCAAAUCAACCGCCGGUGUAUUUCAACUUUUCUGGAGUUGAUACAGAACUGUAUCUAUUGCCGGAGGUAGGGACAAAGAUGAAGAUGAUCGAGUACGGGGCAUCAAUUGAAAUUGUGUACCAAGGGACUAAUGUCGGGAAUGCAGAAAACCAUCCAAUGCAUCUACAUGGUUACAGCUUCUAUGUUGUUGGGUCUGCUUACGGCAACUGGAAUGAGACCACUUCUCCGACCACUUACAACUUGGUCGAUCCACCGGAAGUGAACACUGUUGGAGUUCCGAAGAAUGGAUGGACUGCCAUCCGAUUCGUUGCUAACAAUCCCGGAGUGUGGUUUAUGCAUUGUCAUUUAGAACGCCACAGUAGUUGGGGUAUGAAUUCGGUGAUUAUUGUCAAGAAUGGCCCCACUAAUGGAACUAGCAUUCGACGACCCCCUCCAAACUUGCCAGUUUGUGCUUAGUCUUUCGGUCAGAAUCUUAUACAUAUAGUUUUAAUUAUUAUGUUUGUUAUUGUGUUAAAUGAGUGAAUGUACUUUGAUAUAUUGUUAUUCAAAAAUAAUUUAUGGAAAUUAUUAGUGGAA
Messenger RNA from Rosa rugosa (rugosa rose), 1913 nucleotides. RefSeq names its product laccase-14-like. Bases 96 to 1793 code for a protein of 565 amino acids. Gene Ontology annotation, cellular component: apoplast. The transcript is spliced from 7 exons. Gene Ontology annotation, molecular function: copper ion binding; hydroquinone:oxygen oxidoreductase activity. Gene Ontology annotation, biological process: lignin catabolic process. Lineage: Eukaryota; Viridiplantae; Streptophyta; Magnoliopsida; Rosales; Rosaceae. The record is from RefSeq and is a predicted model, not a curated record.